CGACUCGUUCCCACCGAGUCACGAUCCCCUCACGCCGCUCUCCGCCGUCAAUUCCGUAAAACCGCCGUGGGCCGACGACGGUCGACGCACGGAACCCCCCGGGCGGCGCGAAUUCGGGUGCGAAUCGGGGUCAAAUGAUCCCCAGAUCCGCGCUCCCAUGGCCCUUCUUCCUCCUCCUCUUCGCCGCCGCCGCCUUCGCCUUCUCCCCACUCCCCGGCCGCGCCGAUCCGGGCCGGGCCUGCUCCAACUCGAGCGCCCUCGUCGGGUUCGAGUCCGAGUUCCGGAUGGUCCAGCACCAGCUGCGCGGCACCGUCACGGUCGUCGACGACUGCUCCUUUAGGGUUUCCCAGUUCGACAUGCUCUCCGGGUUCGACGUGCAUUGGUGGGGCGCGAUCGCGCCCGAUUUGGGUAACAUGACGUCCGGGUACGCCGUCUCCGAUCAGGUCUUGAAUCAGACGUAUAAAAACGAGUCCUUUACCGUUCGUUUGAGGAGUAAUGUCAGCUGGGAUCAGAUCCCGGUUCUCGCCGUGUGGGACUUGCCCACGGCGUCGGAUUUUGGGCACGUGGUGUUUCCGAAUAGAUCGGACAUGAGCCCGGCCCCGAGCCCGAGUCCCGGGGACGGGGCGGUUAGGGUUUAUAGGGAGCUGACGAUGUUCGAGAACUGUAAAGCGCUGUCUCCUAACUAUCGUGUGCGGUGGACAUUGGAUGUGGAUCGAGAUGUUAUCGAUAUAGGGUUAGAAGCGGCAAUCGGGACGCAGAAUUACUUGGCUUUCGGGUGGGCAGACCCGGAAGCCACGUCCGAGUACAUGAUCGGAGCUGAUGUGGCGGUGACGGGGUUCACGGAGGAGGGCAUUCCAUUCGCGGAUGAUUAUUUUAUUACGAGGUACGGUGAGUGCACAAUUAAUAAGGAUGGAAAUGCGAAGGGAGUCUGCCCUGAUACGAUAUAUGAGCCGACCGACCCCGUUGCAGUGAAUAAUACUGCGUUGGUGUAUGGGCAUAGAAGAGAUGGUAUCUCCUUUAUCAGGUACCAGAGGAAGCUGAGUGUUGUUGAUAAGAAGUUCGAUUUGCCUGUGAAUUAUAAUGACAAUGCGACUGUGAUUUGGGCACUGGGGUUGAUGAGCCCGCCAGAUACUCUUAGGCCAUAUUAUCUGCCUCAGAAUCACGGAGGUGAGGAGUCUGUGCAAUUUGGUCAUUUGCUGCUGAAUGUGUCCGAGAGUGUCGAUGAUUGUCUUGGUCCGCUGGAUGCAGAGGAUAAGGAGGAUCAGGAUUUGGUUAUUGCAGAUCCGAACAUGCCUCUUGUUGUUGUGACUGGUGAGGCAAUGCAUUACCCAAAUCCACCAAACCCUUCAAAGGUGCUUUAUAUAAAUAAGAAGGAGGCACCGGUGCUGCGAGUGGAAAGAGGGGUAAAGGUAAAGUUUUCAAUACAAGCAGGGCACGAUGUUGCAUUCUACAUCACUUCAGAUUUUCUGGGCGGUAAUGCCACUUUGAGAAAUACAACGGAGACUGUGUAUGCUGGAGGGCCCGAAGCUGAAGGAGUCCCUGCCAGUCCAACGGAGUUGACUUGGGCACCUGAUAGGAACACACCAGAUCAAGUUUACUAUCAGUCGUUGUAUCAUCAGAAAAUGGGAUGGAGAGUUCAGGUGGUUGAUGGCGGUUUAUCUGAUAUGUACAACAACAGCGUUGUUUUGGACGAUCAACAGGUAAAUUUUUACUGGACUUUGUCUGAGAAAUCGAUAUCAAUUGCUGCGCGUGGGGAGAAGAAAAGUGGUUAUCUCGCAAUAGGAUUUGGUAGUGGAAUGGUGAACAGCUAUGCUUAUGUUGGUUGGGUUGACAAUAAUGGCACAGGAAGGGUCAAUACAUACUGGAUAGAUGGGCAGGACGCAUCCAGUGUGCACCCAACAAAUGAAAAUUUGACAUAUGUGAGGUGCAAGUCAGAAAAUGGGAUUAUUACAAUGGAGUUCACUCGUCCACUGAAACCAGCAUGCAGUCAUAGCGACAGGCCAGAAUGCAGGAACAUAGUGGACCCAACCACUCCUCUUAAAGUGAUAUGGGCAAUGGGUGCUAAAUGGACUAAUGAGCGCUUAAGUGAGAGAAAUAUGCAUCAUGUAACCAGUCAAAGGCCUGUGCGAGUGAUGCUUAUGCGUGGUUCUGCUGAGGCUGAGCAGGAUCUAAGGCCAGUAUUAGCAGUUCAUGGUUUCAUGAUGUUUCUCGCUUGGGGUAUUUUGCUUCCUGGCGGAAUAUUGGCCGCUAGAUACCUGAAACAUGUAAAAGGUGACCAAUGGUACAAGAUACAUGUUUACUUGCAGUACUCAGGUUUAUCCAUUGUCUUGCUCGCCCUUCUAUUCGCAGUAGCUGAGCUUCGUGGUUUGCGUACAAACUCAUUGCACGUAAAGUUUGGCUUCACUGCUAUAUUUUUGGCCUGUGUACAGCCAUUAAAUGCAUAUUUUAGACCAAAAAGACCUUCCAAUGGAGAGGAGGUUUCUUCGAAAAGGAUCCUUUGGGAAUAUUUUCAUGUGAUAGUUGGCAGGUUGGCCAUUGUUGCUGGUAUAGCUGCCCUGAUAAGUGGAAUGAAGCUCUUAGGAGCCAGAUAUGGUGGUGAAAAUGUUCAUGGACUUGAUUGGGCUUUAGUUAUCUGGUUCUUGAUUGGUGCGCUGAUAGUCAUGUACCUGGAAUACCGUGAAAAGCAGCGGCAAAGGGAGAGAAUAUAUGGAAGAAGUAGUUGGGUGUUGGGAAAUCCGGAGGAAGAUGAUUCCUUGGAUCUUUUGAGCCCAAGAGGAAAUGCUGGAGAAAAGGAGGCUCAACCUACCGGGAGAAUGGAAAUUCAGCUAGAACCUUUGGCCAGAUAGAAAUUUUUGGGCAUGAACUCACCAGUCGCAGUUUUCGUUUUUGGACAAUUUUCCAUGCACGUGGAAAAUAUCAGGCCCUUCUGUCCGUUUGAAAGUUCUCUUGCUGCUCGAUAGGAGCCAAAUGCGGAUCGCCUGGUGAUUAUUUAUGCACUGUACUUUUUAUACUCAAUACAUCUACACUGACACAGUGAAAGGUUUCUAAUCAUCAGGUUUUAUUCUUUUGUUAGAUGAGUAUUCCUAUUUUCAUGAUGUGUAUCAGUAAUGUAGAAGAGCUUCUUGCGAUUUUAGAAGCAAAUUUUGCUCAAACUGAACAGCAAUAUGUUUCUGUAAAUACAUGGAGAUUUCAUUAUCAUAGUUGAAGUUGCCAGCUCCAGCCGGUCCUACCUGAUCAUUAGCUGAUUGGAUUUGGUACUUCUAUUGUUGAAUUAUCUGCUUGUGCUUACGCCGUGGUAACAUUACCAGCUCUGUUACUGCUUAUUGCUAGUAAUGAUGAACGAGCUAUAUGCUGAACUAGACUCUUCAUGCCGUUUCUAUAAGAUCUUACUUUUAGCUCCGUGCUUGAUCUCGCUGUACUCUUUUGCACUGAGUAGUGAUCUUGGGACUAGAGGCUUUGUUCUAUUAGUAUUUGUUUUUAUUGGCCGUCUCUCUUUCUCCGUUACUUGUGAUUUCUGCAGCUCUUAUUGUGCUUCCUUUUGAGAAAUAUCCGGUCCAAGACCUGGUUUUACGUUUUUCAUUUUCCAAAAUGGCAGUGAUGAAGCCGUUCGUGUACUUGCAUCUUAAUUGCACAUGUCAUCUAUCAAACUCGUUUCCCUGCACAUGUCAUCUUAAUUGCACGUGUAUCUUUAUUCGUUUAUAAAAGGAAAACGUAUAGUAUAAGUAUCUGUUUAAAAAUCGAUGGACAGGCGAACAGUGUGUCAAUUUUCUUGUCGUCAGAGUCCUGUGAGAGGUUUGAUAGUAUCUACAGAUGGUCAUUCUGGUAUCCUGUGGAAUUGAUAGCAUGCAAGUCUCAUUAUUGGCACUUGGCAAUUGAUCACCAAUGGGAUGGUGAACUUUUUGCUUCAGCUGGUGCUCAAGUAGAUACUUGGACUCCUAACAGGUGUUCUUAGACAGUAAUUUUUCUUCUUUUUUGUGGUGGUACCUAAUAUUUUAUUCCAACACUUCAUAUCAUUCUUCCGUGUAGAUCUCAGCCAAUAAGCAGUUUUGAAUGGGGAAUGGACACAGUAAUAUCUGUAAGAUGUAAAUUCUGGAGAAACUACUGUCUAGGCAACAUUAUGCAUUUCGUUUGUCUCCCAUCCUACUGAAGAUGUUUUCUUUGUUCCUUCUUUUUACAUCUUCACACAAGAUGUUCAUUGGAGGUUUCACAUCUGGUUUUAUUAUCCAGCUGUUAUAGUUUGUUAUUUGUCUACUUUAUCUAUGUUUUUGGAUGCUCAACAAAUGCAAUUCACCACUUUCUUUUGUCUCAAUCAGCUUUAACUGAUCAGUAUAUUCCCUUUGCUACUAAAUUUAAGGUAUGUAAGAACGGCCUUCUUUUUCCUUGCGGUGAACGCAGCAUGACCCUCUACGAUUUGCGUAUGUCAUCCCCCAACAGGAAAAAUCAUCAUGGGGGUAAUUGGGUGAGUUGUCACUUCAGUCUUUUACUGGAAGUGGGAUUUUUUAUGGAUGAAGGAAGAACUUAAUAAGAAAACUUUCACUGAGACAACUAAUUGUCUGAAUCGAUACUAAUAUAAUCUGGCGGAUCAUGCUGAACAGCUUCAGAAACAGUGAAUAUGAAGAUGCAUACAACUUUAUAUGCAGUUGUUUGUUUUCUUAAUGUAGAAUAGCUUCUCUCUUUUAAUUUGGAGAUUAGUUAAAGAACAACUUUCUCUUUGAUGUACAGUUUAGUUAUGUAAUCGCUGCUAAUUGAGCUCUUCCUAUUCAGGCAAAAGCAAGUGCUAUUUUGGAACCCAAUGGAGCCAAGGAACUUCACUGCUGUAAGCACAACAGUUCUAUCUAGUUUGUGUUGUGGUCCAAUUCUCUUCUGAUAGCAUUUCUGUCUAUUCUUUUCCUAUCUCUUAGACUGCAGCUAUAGGGCUGCCCCAGGGGAGUGCGCUAGUGAUUGAAAAUGUUUCACCUUUUUUCUUCCCUUUUUUUAAUUGACGUGCGGGGACUAUAGACAAGAUAUUUGAUAAUAAAACAUUGAAGUGAAUCUGGAAUUUGGUGGACACUUUUUGAGUUGUCCUAGGCACAACUAAGGGAGUUCAUUUGUACAAGGCUCAAUGUAGAUGUGGUGAUCUUGUAGAUUGGUUGGAACCUAAUACACACUAUUGAAUGCUACAUUUAAGGCAAAAGAUUGCGACUGCUGAUGCUGAAAGGACUUCUUUUAGAGAUUUAAGGGUGGUUUAGAUUGGUUCUUUGAAUUUAACCUUGUGUCGUUGAUAUGGUUAAAGUAUCCCACCACAUCACUUAUCUAUGGGAUUUAUAUGGGCCUCAUAUUGAUGUUGACCAUGAGAGCCAAGUUUGGCCCCAAAUCUAUUUCACGUGUGAGGCUUCCGGUCAUCAAUUCCACGUGCCAUUGUCAUCCCGGUCUAGACGUGAGAGAGGGUAUUGAAGUAUCCCACAUCACUUAUCUAUAGGGUUUAUAUAGGUCUUAUAUUCAUGUGUUCUCUCACCACUUAUUUUUCCUGCUAUUUUUGCAGUUUUUAGGAUUAUUACUCUUGAUAGUUGGCAUUCUUGCGGGAAUGAGCUGCUAGUGGAAGUGUUCUCUAGAAUUUGUUUUAACAAGCUUCUUUUUUCUAGGAAAAAUAAGAUUAAUUUCCAAUUUCAUAUAAAAAUGUUUCGGCAGAUUUUCUUGAUCAGAAAAUUAAUUUUAUUUUUCUAUUUGAACGAUAGUUGCUUUGCAUCCGUUAAUAAUUGGUUUGAUCGAGCAUUGUCAAUUUGGAGAGAAGAGUAUAAUAAAUAUGACAGAAAAGAAAACCUCUUGUUAGUAUAAAUGUAUGUUUGCUUUCGGGUGAAAAAACAAUAAUCAAUAGUUAGCCAAUAGUUAACAAAAAACUGGUUUAAAAGGCAUUUCCUGACCAGCCUAGAUAUUCUUGACAAAAAAUAUAAACAAGCAUAGAUUUUAAAAGGGAAAAUAUUGAGAGGUGUCCCUUGAGCUGUUGUCAUUAGGCAAUUGUUUUUUUCAUCUAAACUAGACAUGUGUAGCAACUGACUGUGGAAUCCUCUGUUGUUUACAUGCUGGAAGAACAGUUUUUCUGUGUCCUUUGAGCACGUGAACAUGGGAAGUGUCUUUUCCAUACAUGCCACUUUAAUGCUCAGCAUGGAGGAACUUAGGGUAAAACACUGCUACAUGGAGGCAAUUGAGGAAUGCAAUUGCUACAGCUAUGAUGCUAGAAAGUUGGAAGAAGCCAAAUGUGUGCACAAGGAUCACGUAUCUGCUUGUGAGAUGAUAAAUUAGUAGUUUUGGAGACCAGUUGCAGUCACGUGUUUGUUGCAGUCAUUAAGGAUUCUUUGGAAUUGAAAUCUGUCUCUCUUUCCAGGAUGGAUAUUGAUUACUCACCCACUGGCCAAGAAUUUGUAACUGGAUCCUAUUAUAGAACGGGUAUUCUGCGUCAAGUUCAGUUGCGAUGCAAGUUGUGUUACAUCUGGGGGGGAUGAUACCAACUUGAGGCUUUAGAAAGCUAAAGCCUCCGAACAGCUGGAGUUGUAAGUUCUCCCAAGAGAGCUCAGGAAGCAUAAGUAUCACGAAGCUGUCAAGAACCAAUACAAGCACCUCCCUGAAGUAAAGCGUAUUGUGAGGUGACAAUAUCUAACCUCAAAUCCAAGUGCUAAUGGAUCUUCAUGCUCUUUUUUUGUGAAAUUUGCCAACGAAAUCUGAAAACACUUCUUUCUGUUUUUAGUGUGAUGCAGCUCAUCACUCUUUUUUUCCCCUCAAAAUUCUUGAUUUGGAUAUGCAGCACAGACACUUGCCUGAACUAAUAUUACAAGGCAACUAUUCUGAGUCGCCUUGUGAAUGAAGCAGAGAGAAGGAAAGAAGAAAGAAGAAGAGCGCACAGUGCCCCUGGAUCUAGUUCAACAGAUCCAUUACAUAAAAGAAGUCAACCAGAAAAAAAAAUCCUCUUUUUUUCGCAGAAUUGCAGAUGAUAUUACUUAGCCAUCAGUGCUUUAAAGAAUUAUUUAUCACC
Molecule: messenger RNA, 7006 nt
Organism: Syzygium oleosum
Lineage: Eukaryota; Viridiplantae; Streptophyta; Magnoliopsida; Myrtales; Myrtaceae
Product: cytochrome b561, DM13 and DOMON domain-containing protein At5g54830
Exons: 3
Coding region: 135-2846 (903 amino acids)
Source: RefSeq, a predicted model, not a curated record